Messenger RNA from Racocetra persica, 257 nucleotides. The record is from the annotation of a GenBank genome assembly. Lineage: Eukaryota; Fungi; Glomeromycota; Glomeromycetes; Diversisporales; Gigasporaceae.
AUGCUUACCGAAGACGAGAAAUGUCAAGAAUUUUUGGAGGCUGCAAGCCAAUAUGAAGAAGACUCGAUUCAUCUAGAGGAUUUGUACAAAGCAGAUGCAAAUAUUCAGCAAAUUAAAACCGAAAAACACACUUAUAGGAUUGUUCCAUGCCAUUUGCAAUUUCAUAAUUUGGUCACCUUAUUCCGAGCUGCUAUUGAUGGCUUCCUUACGCUCUUAACUGACUGGACUUUGCCAUUUACUCAUCCUUUGAAUUGGUU